Messenger RNA from Toxoplasma gondii ME49, 3477 nucleotides. Its product is annotated as Proteasome/cyclosome repeat-containing protein. The transcript has 21 exons. The record is from RefSeq and is a predicted model, not a curated record. Gene Ontology annotation, molecular function: enzyme regulator activity. Gene Ontology annotation, biological process: proteasome-mediated ubiquitin-dependent protein catabolic process; regulation of protein catabolic process. The coding region runs from base 1 to 3471 and encodes 1156 amino acids. NCBI's taxonomy places the organism in Eukaryota, Apicomplexa, Conoidasida, Eucoccidiorida, Sarcocystidae. Gene Ontology annotation, cellular component: proteasome regulatory particle, base subcomplex; nucleus; proteasome storage granule.
AUGUCGGCAGGUGCAGUGACUGCUCAGCCACUGCCUUCUCCAAAGGCUGGCCUGGGUGCCGCGAUGGCUUUCGCGCCUCCUGCCUCCUCAGCUGCAGGCGUCCUCGCGCUUCUCCACGAGCGAGACUCCGCCCUGCAAGCUGCAUCCCUUCACCGCCUCCUCCAAAUGAUUGACGUCUGGUGGACUGAAAUUGCAGACUACCUCGCAGAUAUCGAGGCGUUGUACGAAGACGAGUCUUUCGCAGAGAGGCAGUUGGCAGGCUUCAUCGCCAGUCGCGUUUACUUCCACUUGGAGGAGUACGGAGAGGCGCUGAAGUUCGCUCUGGGCUCCGGAAACUGGUUCGACAUCACUCAAAAGUCUCUCUACGUCCAACGCAUGCUCGCGGAGUGCGUAGACACUUUCAUUCGAAAUGGACAGCGCGCCUUCGUGCCUCAGCAGCUCGCAGCCGGUCGCCAGGUGUCUGUGCAGCUUCCAGAAAUUGACAUGGAAGAGGACCAAGACGCGGCAGCUUCUGCAGCUCUGAACGACGCAGUGGAGGGCGUCGUCAGGCGCCUGCUGGAAGUCUGCACAGAGCAUGGCGAAGGCGCCUCCUACGCUCUCGGCAUCGCCUUCGACGCGCGGAGACUCGACCUCGUCGAAUCGAUCUUGAACUCCCCCAGGGCCAUCGCACUCCCCCCCACACAGCCGAACUCCAAGUGCCAACUCAUGCUGUACUGCCUGGACCACGUACAGACGCUGAUUUCCUCCAAGUAUUUUAGGUCUCAAAUUAUAUCUUUGUUGACUGCGGAGUUCGAGAAGUGCCUUCCCGUGUACGCGAGCGGCGACGCCGAGAGCACGCAGAAACUUUCUGCAGAGGAGCAGGCAGAAGUCCGAGGCCUCCUCUUCUCGGGUCUCUGUCGCUGUCUGGUUGAGCAGGACGCGAGCGGCCGCGUCGCCGAAAUUCUCCACCAACUCCUCCAGGAGUCGUCUGGCGCAGAAGGCCUUCUGAUGGCAUCCCAGAUAGCCUUCGACAUCUUGCAAAUGGAGAACCAGUCUUUCCAGCAAGCUCUGCUGGACCACCCGCUGCUCCGCGCUCCAGAGGCUCCCGCAGGCGACCCAGAAAACUCGGGAGAGUCCGGGGAGCGCUCGACAGCAAAUGGCGAUGCCCCAGCCCCCGACGCAGAGAAGAAGGAAGAGAACAAAGAAGAGAAGAAAGAGGAGACGAAGGCGGAGAAGAAGGAUCCUGAGGAAGAAACUGAGGCGGAAAAGAAGAAGAAAUUGCUGAGGUCGAUUUUGAGUGGAGAAGCGCAGACGGCGUUCAGCAACCAGUUCCUUCAGCGCGAAAACCACACGGACUUGAUGCUCCUCGACCUCUACAAGCGAUCCAUAGACACACGGUCUUCUCUCCUCCACCACGGCGUCGUACUAAGUCACAUGCUCAUGCAAGCAGGCACCUCCUGCGACGUCUUUCUGCGAUGCAAUUUGGACUGGAUGGCCCGAGCGAACAACUGGGCGCGCUUCUCCGCCACGGCCUCUCUCGGCGUCAUUCACAAGGGUCAUGUGCGGGACAGCAUGAAGCUGCUGCGGACUUACCUGCCUGCCUCGGCGUCUUCUGCUGCUUCUUCUUCGCCGUACAGUGAGGGAGGCGCCUUCUACGCGUUGGGUCUGAUCAGCGCGAACCAGCCUUCCACCUCAGUUCGCGACUAUCUGCUCGAGCAACUGCAGGUCGCCGGCACUGCCAGCGAGCCGAAGCAGCAAGGAUGCUGUCUCGGACUUGGUCUCGUCUGCAUGGGGAACGCAGAAGACUCUGAGGUUUACGAAGCGUUGAAGCAAGUCUUGUUUCUGGACAGCGCCGUGGCGGGGGAAGCGGCUGCGCUCGGCGUCGGUCUGCUGCUGCUCGGGAGUUCGAACGCGGCGGCGGUUGACGAACUUCUCGCGUACGCGCAAGACACCCAACACGAGAAAAUUCGAAGAGCUUGUGGCAUCGCCGUCGCGCUGCUCAUGUUCAAAAAGGAGCAAGAGGCAGACGCUCUGAUCGAUCAACUGUGCAAGGACAGCGACGCGCUUAUUCGCUACGGCGGCAUGUUCACCAUCGCCAUGGCGUACUGCGCCACUGCCAAUAGCGGCGCCAUUCGCCGUCUGCUCCACGUAUCGGUUUCUGACGUGAGCGACGACGUGAGGCGGGCAGCAGUGAUCGCUCUUGGCUUCGUCCUUUGCGGGGACAGACAACAGCUUGCGCAAAUCCUCAAAAUCCUCAGCGGCUCUUUCAAUCCGCAUGUUCGGUACGGCGCCGCCCUCGCGCUCGCCGUGGCUUGCGCCGGCACUGGCCAGAAGGAAGUCGUCGACCUUCUUCUUCCUCUUUCCAGCGACUCCACAGACUUCGUUCGCCAAGGUGCCUUCAUCGGUCUAGGUUUUGUUCUGCAGCAAGUACCGGACGCCGCAUGCAGCGAAGCCGGAGCUGUCCGUCAGCAGCUGCAGCGUGUGAUUGCAGACAAACACGAAGAUGUGAUGGCGAGGUUCGGCGCUCUUCUCGCCUCAGGUCUAAUCGACGCAGGCGGAAGAAACGUGGUGGCGUCGAUGUUUUCCGCGAGCGGAGUUCUGCGGCAGGAAGCAGCUGUUGGUUUCUGCCUCGCGUUUCAAUUGUGGUACUGGUACCCGCUCAUUCACAUGGUUGCUCUCUCCUUCUCACCCUCGGCUCUCAUCGGCGUCACCAUCUCUAGCGCGCCAGCGCUCAAGAAGAAGGAAGAGAAGGCCGCGGAGAAGAAGGAUGAGAAGGCGACAGAUCAGAAGGGAGAGAAGCCAACGGAGACGAGUGAAUCCUCCGAGGUUGAGAAGUACGAACCGUACCUCGAGGGCAUGAGCAAGCUGCGUGUGCCGGCAGGCUGGAAGGUGGCGUGUGUGGGGGCAAAAAAAGGCCAAUUUGCGUACGUUCCCUCGCUCGCGAGUUUGGAGAAGAAGGAGGGGAAGAAACAGACCAUGAAAGCGGUGCUGAGCACCACAGCCAAGCGCAACCGACAACAGAAGAAGAAGGAAAACGAGAAAAAGGACGCCCCGGAGACUGCAAAAAACGAAGCCAUGGAUGUCGACGAGGAGCCGGCGAAGGAGACUGAAGUGACCAAGAACGAGGCUGACGCUUCUGCCAUGGACGUCGACUCAGAGGAAAAAAGUGAAGGAAGGAGCAAGACAGAGAAGGGAGAAAAGUCGGAGAAGGAAGGAGAGGAGGAGAACAAGGAUGGCACCGGAAAAGAAGUGGAGUUGAAGAAUCCCUGCCGCGUCCUACCCCAGCAGCUCCAGUGCAUUCAGCUGCUACCGAACUCGAGAUAUCAGCCGAUCUUCCCCGGACGAAAAGCUGGAUUCGUUCUUCUAAGAGACACCAUGCCCAGCGACCCAGACGAGUUCCUCGAGCCGAGAGGCGAGGCACCCGCAGCGGAAGAGAAGCCGACAGAGGAGAAGGAGCCUGAGCCGUUCACUCCUUUCGAAUGGUCAGGCUAAAGAAGG